Molecule: messenger RNA, 675 nt
Organism: Sphaeroforma arctica JP610
Lineage: Eukaryota; Ichthyosporea; Ichthyophonida
Exons: 1
Source: RefSeq, a predicted model, not a curated record
AUGCGCCUACGCUCUGUGGGUGCGUCUAAGCCAUCACCCACACACACGUACACACAGACACACAACCCACACGCACAGGCACAGGCACAGGCACAGGCACAGGCCCUACGCAACAGCCAGACCGAGACAUACACCUCCACCUUCCGGCGGAUAGAAAAAACCAGGUUUAAAUCAGCCAGUGGGAGUUUGGAAGAGGAGGAUGACGCCGUGCGGGAUAUGCAGGAGAAGGACACCCGCGCACACGCAGGCACCACCGCUGAACUUAGUUUACUGUACAGUGAUGGGGUGUGUGUGUGUGUGGAGGGGCGUAGUUUGGUGACGGCCAUUGUGGCACGGAUGCAAGUACAAGGCGAAGACAACGAACACACACAGCCACACACACACACACAGCCACACACAGAAAGAGAGAUACAGACUCAGAGACACAUGCAGACACAUACGACGACGGACCAUGCAACAACCUCGGCAGAGGGACACUCGGUCAGUGGUAGGGGUGUGGUGGAUGCUAACCCCCACCUAAGCCAUGUGCACAGAGCGGUGCAGGCUGCUGGGUUGAGUGGCGGAGAGGAUUCAGAUGCUGAGGCUGUGGUUAACGUAGAUAAAUACGGAGACGAUACGGCCGAUGAGAGUUCUGAGAGACCGAAGUAUGGGAAGCAGGUGGGUCUAGAGGAGAAG